Messenger RNA from Cylindrotheca closterium, 489 nucleotides. The record is from the annotation of a GenBank genome assembly. Lineage: Eukaryota; Bacillariophyta; Bacillariophyceae; Bacillariales; Bacillariaceae.
AUGAAGAAAUGGCAAGCACAACUAGAAGCUGCCAGUACUUUCAAGGACGAUGACAGCAUGGUCAGCGAUGGAAGCUUGAACAUGCAGAUCUACAAGUCGACAUUGAAGAUGGAUUCAUUGAAGCACUGUUCUCAAUGGACCAAAGACAACAAGAAACCUUUCAAGUCCAAUGGAAGUAAGCACUGGGAUAUCGAUCUUGGUGUGCAUCUUGAUUCUGGAUCUACGUUCAGCCUACGAAUGAACGAAGAUUACGCCAAACCGGGCACUGUGUCUGGCCUGGAUUACAUGUUCAACUACAGUACAAACACUGGCCAACAUGAUCUGCAUCAGCAGGUCGAAUCAAGUAUUAUCGAAGGACACACUUGCUUGCUUGAUACUGAAGCGCAAUGUAACCUCGAUAGUUUAUCCGAGCUUGUGAAGCUUGGAUUCCGUGUCGUUAUGGACACUGAUAUUGAAAACUCCUUCAUCGUUACGAAGGGGGAACAGUAG